This is a messenger RNA of Trifolium pratense (red clover), 4911 nucleotides long. RefSeq lists its product as uncharacterized. The transcript has 2 exons. The record is from RefSeq and is a predicted model, not a curated record. Bases 1412 to 2152 code for a protein of 246 amino acids. Lineage: Eukaryota; Viridiplantae; Streptophyta; Magnoliopsida; Fabales; Fabaceae.
GUGCUCAAAAACAGUGAUUUUACCUAUUUAUUUUAAGCACUUAUUGACUUGUUUUAUAAGUCAUUUUAGGUAAAAACCCCAAUUAAUUUUAAAUAUUAAUCUCUACUAGCAAAUUAGUAUUUUAGCUAUUUUCCCUCAUUUUUGUAGGUUUUGUGAGCUUAAUGGACAAAUGGAACCAAGUAGAAUCACAUACUUCAAGACUAAGAAAUUAUUAUUGAAUCAAGAGGCAACUUUUGUCCUUAUUGUUUAAGAGAUAAGAUAGUUUUUAUUGGACCAAAACAAGAUUAUGCAGCACCUUUUUGACUUAAAGUUACUUAACUAUGAAGAAUAUAUUAUCAUAAGUAACUAAGAACCGCCUUGUUCCAGUUGUGGAAGCACUGCCUAGUUAGUUCCAAGCCUAUAAAAGGACGCAAGGCCAUUCCAAAUAAUUCAUUCCAUUCUUGGCAACACUAGAAACAGAGAACAGAACAUAAGAGAAACAGAGAGAAGGAGGCAGAUUGAAGGAGAUUUGAAGACGGAUACACAACAAUAGUUGAGACAUCAUCAUUGAUAUGUUUGUUCAUCUCUUUUCUUCUUUAUCUUUUGUAAAGCUAUCAUGAAAAUGAAUAGCUAAUCUCUCUUUUGUUGGGAUUAGAUGUAACUAACUCUAGUAAUAUGUAUAUUUUAUGAUCAUGGUAUUAUAUAUGAUUUUAGAUUAUCCAUUAAUAUUGGUGUUGUUCUUGAUUUUUAUGUUUUAAUUAUAUGGUUUAACUUGUUAUAGACAUAUACUUUUUGAACCCAAAGAAUUAGGAUAAUAUCUAUUAAAUUCUAAAUUCUAGAUAUAGAUUUAGGUUUAAUAUUCACUUAGAGUAUCGAAGCUUAAUGCUAUUAUAUCGAUUGACGAUCCGAGACAUCUGAUGUUAAUAGGUAUAAUAGAUAUCUCGACGUUAUCUGGACACGGAAACGUACGACGAGCGGUACGUGAUAAUAUUGAGGGAUGUCUAAAAUCUAUAUAACUGAUUUGGAGAAUACAUAUGAAUGAGUUAGCGAUGUCUAAAUCCCAGCAAACUUAUCUCUCUGUGAUUCCAAUCAUUUCUUUAACAUCACUAUAUUUUCGUACUUUCUCAUAAACAAACUCCGUCAACCACUUUACUUGAAGUUAUAUUAAUUGUUGAACGGCAUCGAUAUCGCAUCAGUCCCUGUGGAGACGAUAAAAAUAUACUUACUUUUGUACUUCAACAAAAUGGCGCCGUUGCCGGGGACUGGCGUUUAGAUAUUGGAGCAUUUCAACAAUUUGUAUUCUUUUAAGUAUUUGUAUAUAUUUGUUUAUAUUGUAUAGUUUUUCUUGUGCUAAUCCUUCUUUGCUAGACAAAGAAAAUUGUUUUUCUUGUUUGUUGAAUCCUUUUUCAGAUUCCCUAUUAAAAGUAAAACCAUGACUGAUCGUGGUUAUUACAAUUUCUAUACUCCGGAUGAGUAUGAAUCAUAUCAACAGUUUCCUCCUUAUAAUUAUGGGCAAACUUCAGAGGCUAAAUUGGAGGAGACCAUGAUUAAAUUCAUGGAAAUGCAGCAACAACAAAUGCAACAGAUGCAAGACCAGAACCAACAAUAUCUGAAAAACAGUCUUGCACGGGCCAAAAAUUUGGAAAAUCAGCUUGUUCAGUUGGCUAAACAGUUAGCCAAUAACAAUAACCAUGGAGAAACAUUUCAAACCAACACACAAACCACUCCUGACGAGAAAGAUAAUAAUCCAAUGAAAAAUGAGGAAAGUGGAGAGAGUGUGAAAGGUGUUGAAAACAAUGAGGAAGAAAGAAUGUUCGAAGGAUGUGGUGUAAAGAAAAUAGUGAAAGAAAUAGAUACACCGCAUGAAGUUGAACUUCCUCAAGAAUUGCCAUGUACGGAGGAAGCUAACACUGUUGAUAAGGAACAAGUGAUGAUGGCUGCGGAGGAAAAUGAAGGAUUAUUUAGCAAGGAAGAAUCAUGUGAACAAAAGAAGGAGAUGGAAAACAAGGCGGAGAUUGAUCGAGUCAUAGAAAAAAUUUGUGCCUUGUUCAACAAGAAGGAAUUGGGGAGGAUAUGGACUCCGCAACAUCUAUAUCUAAAGUUCAUGGAGUUCCUCCCUAACCGAAGGAAAAAGACGGAUGAUGUUCUUUCCGCUUCGUUUUGGCCACCCUAACAUCUCAGGCGUCGAGCUACCGACGUUAACCAAGCGCUUGUUGGGAGGCAACCCAAUCUUCUAUCUUUACUAUUUAAUUUUUGCAAUUUAUCAUUUUAGUAUAUUUAGGCAUGUUUUGAAAGAUUUUAUAUAUGAGCCAAAAUUGAACCAUUGCAUCUGAAGGAAAAGUUCUGCAAUUUUUUGCCUGUUUUCAUGACUUCGCUAAGCGACCGUUUCUUGGCUAAGCGAAGAAGACUGAGUUUUGAAACAUCCACACACUCCUUCACGUUAAAACCCUCAACUAUUCUUCCCUCUCACGAAUUUUGAUCUUCUGUCACUCAAAUUCAUCCAAUUUUACUCAUCCCAUCCAAAAAAAAAAUCAUCUUUUGACUCAUUCAGACUCACAAGGGUUUGCAAAAGAAUUCAUCCAUUUAUUUAAAACCCUAAAUUUCAUCUCAUUCUUCAUCUUUUCACAAGUUUACUAUGCAUAUGCAGCAAUGUGCAACAUGUUAAAUGGCCUACACCUGAGGUUUUUGCUGCAUUUGUUAAAUGGUCUGAGGUCAGUCCACAUGUACCGAAGGAGGCAGCUCAUCAAAAUGAUGUUGAAGUUGGAGUUAAUAAUGAGCAAGAUGAAGCAGAAUAUGGAGCUAAAGCACGCCAUAUUAUGUGAACUUUUAUUGUUUCAGUCAUUAACAUUCAUGUUUUAUGUUUCAUUGCAAAUGUUGACUGAAAUUUUUGUGAACAUACAUGGUGUUAAAUUUUUGUGAUCGCUAAAUGUGCAUAUGAAUUGAAAUGUCUAGGUUUGUGAUUAAUCAAAUUCAAAUGCAUGAUUAGAAUGAAUUUUUCAAAUUGCAUUGCUUGAGGUGAAAUCUUUGUGAUUAUCUUUGAAUGAUAGGAUGAAUUUGAACUAAGUAGCUUUAUUCAAUUUGAUUUCAUUCAUUCCUUCUUAACAUGAUUAAUUGAUUAUGAAUCACGUAGACCUAGCCGAGUGAGAUUGUGUGAACCUUCCAUUGUUUAUAUAUUUGAGAGCCGACAAUUGUGUUUAACUCUAUUGAUUUUAACUGAAUCUUGCUAUUACUUGAUGUGUUUGAUGUCAUGGAUAUGAUCAAGGCCUUGUUUCUUUUUGAGUGGUAACUACUUAAGCCAAAAUAACCUACCUUGUGACUUAGUGUGAUCCUUUGCUACCCCCUUGAGCCAAACUUUUGAAAAUUUGUUUGUUUUGAACCCUUGAACCACAAUAAAGAAAAACAAUGACUUAACCCUUGUCUUAGGAUGAUUGAGCAUUGAAUUUAAGUAGGGUUGAAAAUAAGUUGGGGAGAAAGAGGUUAUUUGUUUGUUUGAAAAAAAAGAAAGAAGUAGUUGAAAAUGGUGAUUGUGAAAAAGAAAAAGAAUUUUGAAAAGAUGUUACAAUCAAAAGAAGUCAUUCAAAUUGAAAAGAAAAAAAGAAAAAAGAAAAAAAGAAAAAAAAAAAGAAGAAGAGAUUGUAGCAUACAAAAAGAAUCCCAAAAGUAAAGAAUGAGGAAAGUGAAAGAGGAUGAAUAGCUUAUGUAAUGUAAUAAAGAUACUCAAAGUUUAUGCUCUCUCAUCCUUAAGGCUUUUUGAAUCCAAAGAAAAACAAUUAUUUUUUGUAGCCUAGCCCCAUUACAAGCUUAAGAAAGACCUUAGUGAUCCAUGAUUGAUAACAUGUCUUGUGAUUUGUUGAGAUGUAUGUUUGAAUUGAUUUGUUGUGAACACAUUGCUUGGAUUGAGAGAAACACUACACCCUUGAGUUGAAACACUUGUGAGAAUUGUGAUUCUAGUUGAUUAUCUUGUUGAUUUGGAAAGAUUGAAAUCUUACUUGAAUUUUGAAACUAUUUCACAUUCAUGCUUUGAUUCUUUGAUGAUUAUGAAUGAUUGAUUUUGAACUUGCAAUACAUUGAAUCAUGCAAACUUGAAAUGAUUUAAAACCAAAGUUUUUGAUUGAUUGCAAAGCUUGAAUGAAUCAUGCACCAAUGAUGUUUGAAACAUGUUUUGAGAGUUUAUUUUGGACUUUUGUUUGAGGACAAACAAAGUUCUAAGUUGGGGAGAGUUGAUAAGUGCUCAAAAACAGUGAUUUUACCUAUUUAUUUUAAGCACUUAUUGACUUGUUUUAUAAGUCAUUUUAGGUAAAAACCCCAAUUAAUUUUAAAUAUUAAUCUCUACUAGCAAAUUAGUAUUUUAGCUAUUUUCCCUCAUUUUUGUAGGUUUUGUGAGCUUAAUGGACAAAUGGAACCAAGUAGAAUCACAUACUUCAAGACUAAGAAAUUAUUAUUGAAUCAAGAGACAACUUUUGUCCUUAUUGUUUAAGAGAUAAGAUAGUUUUUAUUGGACCAAAACAAGAUUAUGCAGCACCUUUUUGACUUAAAGUUACUUAACUAUGAAGAAUAUAUUAUCAUAAGUAACUAAGAACCGCCUUGUUCCAGUUGUGGAAGCACUGCCUAGUUAGUUCCAAGCCUAUAAAAGGACGCAAGGCCAUUCCAAAUAAUUCAUUCCAUUCUUGGCAACACUAGAAACAGAGAACAGAACAUAAGAGAAACAGAGAGAAGGAGGCAGAUUGAAGGAGAUUUGAAGACGGAUACACAACAAUAGUUGAGACAUCAUCAUUGAUAUGUUUGUUCAUCUCUUUUCUUCUUUAUCUUUUGUAAAGCUAUCAUGAAAAUGAAUAGCUAAUCUCUCUUUUGUUGGGAUUAGAUGUAACUAACUCUAGUAAUAUGUAUAUUUUAUGAUCAUGGUAUUAUAUAUGAUUUUAGAUUAUCCAUUAA